This is a messenger RNA of Capronia epimyces CBS 606.96, 1500 nucleotides long. RefSeq lists its product as uncharacterized. The record is from RefSeq and is a predicted model, not a curated record. Bases 1 to 1500 code for a protein of 499 amino acids. The transcript is spliced from 3 exons. Gene Ontology annotation, molecular function: protein binding; protein-lysine N-methyltransferase activity. Lineage: Eukaryota; Fungi; Ascomycota; Eurotiomycetes; Chaetothyriales; Herpotrichiellaceae. Gene Ontology annotation, biological process: peptidyl-lysine monomethylation. Gene Ontology annotation, cellular component: nucleus.
AUGGCAGAAUCCUUCCAGCACGCAGGCCAUUCGGACUUUGACCAGACCAGUGCGCAGUUCAUCAAAUGGUUUACCGAGGCUGAUGGGACUCGCUGGAGUUCAAAGGUGCAGUUGCAGGAUCUGAGAAAUGAAAACGCCGGGAGAGGGGCGGUUGCGACAGCAGAGAUUGCGGAAGACGAAGAGCUCUUCGCUGUGCCUCGAUCACUGGUGCUCACCACCACGACAUCAAACGUCCCACCCACAGCCAUCCAGCCCUUGGAGGAAACCGGAACAUGGCCACCCCUCAUUGUCACCAUUAUCUAUGAGUACCUCAAAAAGGACGAUUCUCCAUGGCACGCAUAUUUCAAGGUCCUGCCUACCACUUUUGACACACUCAUGUUUUGGAACAGUGCUGAGCUUGCUGAGCUGCAAGCCAGUGCAGUGGUUCAGAAGAUUGGACGACAGCAAGCUGAAGAGUCAUGGCGAGAGACCAUCAUUCCCGUCAUGCUGGCACACCCUGAUCAGUUUCCUGUUCCCGGAGCCACUCCAGUUGAACGGACUGUGGAACUCAUCAAGCUUGCCCAUAUGGCUGGUAGCUUGAUCAUGGCAUAUGCUUUUGACAUCGAUAGAGAUGACACGAGAACCAACAACGACGACAACGACGACAACGACGACGACAACUCCUCCGGCGACAACUUUGAGGAGGACGAUGAAGAUGAACCCUUCAAGGGCAUGGUGCCAUUUGCUGAUAUGCUGAAUGCCGAUGCCGAUAGAAACAACGCUCGUCUUUUCCAAGAGUCCGACUAUCUCAUCAUGAGGGCCACAAGGCCGAUAUCCACUGGGGAGCAGAUCUUCAAUGAUUACGGUCCCCUCCCACGCUCCGACCUUCUCCGAAUGUAUGGCUACAUCACCGAUAACUACUCUCAGUACGAUGUCGUCGAGAUCUCGCAUGACCUUCUCGUCGAUGUGGCAGGGAAGAAACACAACCAGGAGAAUAAAGCAUGGUUGAAGAGGGAGGAGCAGCUUGAUGAGCUUGGCCUAGUCGACGAUGGCUAUGUCGUUCAUCGGCCUGAGCCAAAUGCUCAACGCUUGGAUGAUGUCCUUCCCGGCCAGUUACAUAUGCUUUUGCGAGCGCUUUGUACGCACGAUAAUGACGCCAGAGCCAUCAAGAAGCCCAAGGACGCGAUCACAAUCGAAGAAGCCGCACUCCUACAGGCGGUGCUCACCAAAAGGUUGACCGAAUACAGCACCAGUUACGAAGCGGACCAAGCUAUUUGCGAAGCAUUACAGUCAGAUUCCCCCAGCACUGUUGUGCCUCUCAGUUGCCAUCACCGGCGAUACUUGAUGGCAGUCCAGGUAAGAAUGGGUGAGAAAGAGAUCUUACGACAGUGGAUUACCCUAUGCCAAUUCCACAUCAAGCAGAAGUCCGAAGAAAUGGCCUCUGGAUCGUCCAAACGGAAAUACGAUGCCACAACAGGCUUCCAAUCAAAACAAGCAGCAAAAAAAGAGAAGCAUCGGUGA